Cottoperca gobio is the source of this 3355-nucleotide messenger RNA. It is a transcript of the gene marchf7, whose product is annotated as membrane-associated ring finger (C3HC4) 7. The transcript has 12 exons. The record is from RefSeq and is a predicted model, not a curated record. The coding region runs from base 342 to 2732 and encodes 796 amino acids. Gene Ontology annotation, molecular function: zinc ion binding. Lineage: Eukaryota; Metazoa; Chordata; Actinopteri; Perciformes; Bovichtidae.
GUAGCUAAACAACUGCUUUUAAAAAACGUGGACGAACCAGGUGCAAAGGAACAAUUAACCACCUGAAAUCUAACUUCUAAUAUAAACCACUCCCUCCUCCGGGUCAUUGUCAAUCACCUGACCGACUGUGUCAACUGCCGUCAACACGGACGCCAUCGCUCCUGUUGUGCUAAAGCAAGGAAGACUGAAAUCAAAGUCUGACAGGCUGCUGGCUUGCUGAGCUAUCUUUGACCAUAUGUGCUGUACCUAAUGUCCAUGGAUCCAUAUCACUACCAGGAAGUAACUCAUACUGUACCACCUUAUGUCGGGAACUCUCCACUCUCCCUUUCAGGCAAUCCGUGAUGGACUCCAGGUCUCGAAGACUUCCUUUUUGUCUGCCCAGCUCAAGGUCAUCCUACACAUCCAGUCCAACAGUUUCCUCCUCAUCACUGGCCUCCAGUAGGUUGUACAGUAGGGAGACUGUGCUGAAUAAUGACCGCUUCCCGAGGGCAUCAUCAUCAGCUUACAAAGCAGAUCUGGACCAUCAGAGUUCUCGUCUCCUGAGCUCGUCCAGAGACUACAGCAGCUCUGACAGUCGCUCCACCAGCUGGAAGUUGCCCUCUUCUCUGACAUCCUCCAGCAGAGCUUAUGAUCGCCCGUGGGCUGAAUCCUCUCUCAGCAGCAGGAGCAAACUGACUGAUUCUGAGAGCAGGUUGGGGAUGCGAUCCGGUCUGUUGAACGUCAGUGAUGAUGGCGAUUCUAAAAGGGCCAAACUGUCAUACAGCAACAGAGGACUGUACUCAAGAACGCCCAGCACCUCCGUUACAGGACCCACCUAUUCCAGUACUAGGCUCAGCAGUGACAGAGGUACAGGUGGAAAACAAAAUGACACUUAUGAUUCUUCGUGGAGCUCAUGCCGUUUACUCUCACGGUCUUCCUCUUCUUCAAAUCCGCUGUUGUCCAGGAGAGAGCUAGAGACAAAGAACGAGCCCAGCCUCUCAGGUUUGGGAGAAAGAAGGAAUAGGACUCAAGGAUUGGCUUCCCCAUCGUAUCAGACAGACAGGAUGACCUCUACUUAUGCACAGGGAGCUCGUCCUAAAGAGACUGGCUACUCUCCCUCCUUUUCUUCCUCCUCCUCCACUGCUAGAGAAAGCUCCCUAAAUCGCCACCUCUCAUCUUCCACCUCCUACCGAUCUUCUCUUCUGGUGCGCGACAGCAACAGCAACAGAACCCCUUCCCGUUUCUUGAACGGCUCAUCCACCCUCAACUCGUCUCAAGAACAAACGAGAAACCCUGUCUCCUCUUCAGAUAUCUCCACCUCUUACUCCUCACGCACCUCCAGGUACACUGCUCCCCUGCCCAGACCAGAGGCCACGCUCCCGCCGAGGCCGGCCCCUGAAGGUGGAGAGUCAGAUGGCCGUAGCUCCACUCGACGCCUUUUGUCUCGUCUCUUUUCGCGGCGCUCCAGCCAAGACUCUUCCAGCGGUUCUUCCAGUGUUCGCUCACUUGAUGAUGACACUCCGUCAACUGGUGGAGAGUCUGUGGACAGUGACGAGGGAGCCAGGGUGUCUAGUGUGGAGCCUGACACUAGAGGGUCAGAGGCAACCAUGGGUAGCCUCAGGAAUCGUAGAGCAGACCUCGCCCCUAUCCAGGAAAACAACGACGGCUAUCGCAGUGGCCCGGCUCAAUCCAGAACGACAUCAUGGCGAGAGCCUGGCGUCGGCAGUAGUAAUAACACCAGCAGUGGAGGAGGCAGCAGCUACUCCUGGCUUUCGUCCUCCCUCCGUGGCCGCUGCCCUCCCCUCCUCUCUCGCCUCCGAAGACAUGCUCAGGGUGAGAGUGCAAACUCUGCUGCAGGCUUAGAAGAAUGCUACGGUUGUCCGCAGCAUUUAAUGAGAAGGUGGGAUAACCUUGAGCAUAAAGUAACGCAGGAAGAUGACGAUGAAGACGAAGAAGAAGAUGAGGAGGAGGAGGAGGAGGAAGAAGAAGAUGAUGAUGAAGGAGCGGUCGGUUUAGAGGCCUUUGGCGCAGGUCAUCCCUGCAGACUCGAGAAUGAAACGUUAUCUGAACUCGAAGAUACCGCAGUUGAAUUUUCGCCCCGCCGAAGUGUCGGAGUAUAUGACAACAUUUCAGCCUCUUUGGGUCCUUUGGGUGUUGAGAGCCAGUUGGAUGGCCAGAGGGUGAAACCCGUUUCCACUGUCGAUCAAGAGAAGCUGCGCAAGAUCAAGGAGAGACUGCUGCUGGAGGAUUCUGACGAGGAAGAAGGCGACCUGUGCCGAAUCUGCCAGAUGGGGGAGGAGUCGGCAUCCAACCCCCUGAUUCAGCCUUGUCGCUGUAUAGGCAGUCUGCAGUACGUCCACCAGGAUUGCAUCAAGAGGUGGCUCCGCUCCAAAAUUGGCUCCGGGACAAACCUCGAGGCAAUCGCAACAUGUGAACUCUGCAAGGAGAAACUGCGUUUGAACAUAGACAACUUUGACAUUCAAGAGUUAUACAGGACACAUGUGCAAUCGGAAUAUGAUGAGUUCAUCAGCAGCGGCCUCUAUCUGGUGGUGCUGCUGCAUUUCUGUGAGCAGAGGUUCUCUGAUGUGCUGGGAGCAGUUGAUGCAGCUGGGUUAUUCAACCUGGUGAGAAUUCUUCAUGAACACAUGGACAAUCUUGAAAUUCCCAAUGGGGAAAGUGACGAGGAGUUGCGAGACAACAGACCAUCUAUUGAGUUUUCUGACCUCGACGACGAUCUCGAAGAAGAGUACUAAUUCUGUAAAAGUGGUGGAUUGAGGGUUGAGAGAAAAAGAAAAAAAAGUGGGUCAUUCCAUGCCAUAUGGUCGCUCACCCAGUUUUCACACAUGCUUUGACAUUGUCAUGUUCAUCUGAAAUGCAUCGGCAGUGAGAAAUGCCAAGUACACAGAACGUCUCGCCUUUUGUUGCAGGUGGCUUUUGCUGAUAUGCAAAUUUGAAAAAUGAACUAGUGCGUAAAACAUAUUUUGGUUGACACCACUGUAUUUCUGUUUAUAUGAGAGUGCACUUUAUUCAAUUAUAAUUCAAUAAAAAAUGCAAUUCUUUUAACUGUUACCACAAGUGCUUUAAUGUUUAAAUGAAGAGGCAGGAAUCAGAAAAGCACAGAGGGACAACAGUGUCAGUUUGUAUUUAAGUUGUGACGGUAAGAUGGAAGCUUUUGGGAGAGAAUAUUAAAGUGGUGAUUAUUCCUUUUAUUGUCGGUGUUCCUGACUUUUCCCACUGACGAUAUAGUUAAAGAAAAGAAAACGUAAUCCCAUUAACAAAUGUAAUUCAUCUUUGUGUCAGUGUUUGAAAUGCUUUGUGUCAAUACACAUAGAUUCAUGCUUUCAAUUUUGGAAAUAAAGAUUGAAUGCAAACUGCC